Tachyglossus aculeatus (Australian echidna) is the source of this 651-nucleotide messenger RNA. RefSeq names its product basic helix-loop-helix transcription factor scleraxis-like. NCBI's taxonomy places the organism in Eukaryota, Metazoa, Chordata, Mammalia, Monotremata, Tachyglossidae. The coding region runs from base 1 to 651 and encodes 216 amino acids. Gene Ontology annotation, molecular function: RNA polymerase II transcription regulatory region sequence-specific DNA binding; DNA-binding transcription factor activity, RNA polymerase II-specific; protein dimerization activity. The transcript has a single exon. The record is from RefSeq and is a predicted model, not a curated record. Gene Ontology annotation, biological process: regulation of transcription by RNA polymerase II; developmental process.
AUGAGGUCCGAGGGGCCGGAGGAUCCGGGGGGUCCCGGGGGUCCCGGGGGGGCGCCGGAGGCCCAGGCGGGGGCCGCGGGGACGGAGGGGGCCGGCGGGCCGUGCUGCCGGCGGAGGCGGCGGGGCGGGCGGCCCGGGGGGCAGCGGCAGGCGGCCAAUGCCCGGGAGCGGGACCGCACCCACAGCGUCAACACGGCCUUCUCGACGCUGCGGACCCUCAUCCCCACGGACCCCGCGGACCGCCGCCUCUCCAAGGCGGAGACCCUGCGCCUGGCCUCCAGCUACAUCGCGCACCUGGCCGGAGUGCUCCGCCAGCCGGACCCCGGCCCACCGAGCCCCGGCGGACCCUGCCCCGGCCCCCCGGUCCCCGGCGGACCCUGCCCCGGCCCCGGCCCGCCCUCGACCUGUCCGGAAACCACCCCCUCGGAGCCGGGCCUGCACUGCCAGCCGCAGAGGCCGGGCGGAGUCCCCAGACCCAUCUGCACCUUCUGCCUCAGCGACCGGAGGAAGCGGGUAAGACCCCCGCUCCCGGCCCGGCCCUCGAGUCCCUCCGUCCCCCAUGCCAUCCCAUUCCAUCCCAUCCCGUCCUAUCCCACCGGGCCCGUCCAGCAGGAUUCCCUGCCCUGCCUCGGCUCGCCCCGCUCCCGCUAA